Messenger RNA from Lontra canadensis (Northern American river otter), 2834 nucleotides. It is a transcript of the gene TLR5, whose product is annotated as toll like receptor 5. Gene Ontology annotation, biological process: toll-like receptor signaling pathway; immune response; inflammatory response. Bases 182 to 2758 code for a protein of 858 amino acids. Gene Ontology annotation, molecular function: transmembrane signaling receptor activity; protein binding. The transcript has 2 exons. Gene Ontology annotation, cellular component: membrane. The record is from RefSeq and is a predicted model, not a curated record. Lineage: Eukaryota; Metazoa; Chordata; Mammalia; Carnivora; Mustelidae.
AUACGCAGUUUUCUUCUUAGCAGAGACAGUUCCUUCCGCAGAUCACCAGUGGGGUGACUCAUUCCCCUUUGUUUCUCCUUUUUAGCAGCACACAUCCUUCCCAAUGCUUGCUGCACUGACGGCAACAUAGCCGUCAGGGAGACAGACAGCAGACAAGGAAACCGGUGGCUGCACAAGGAUCAUGGGAUGCCACCUGGACCUUCUGUUGGGGGUAAUGCUCGUGGCCAGCCCUGUGCUAACAAUUCCUUCCUGCACCUCUGAUGGCCAGAGGGCCUUGUAUCGAUCCUGUAACCUAACCCAGGUGCCGCCGGUCCCCAGCACCACCCAGAUCCUCCUGCUCAGCUUCAACUAUAUCCAGACUGUGACAACCACGUCCUUCCCCUUCCUGGAGCAGCUGCAGCUGCUGGAGCUCGGGACUCAGUUUACCCCCUUUACCAUCGGCAGAGAGGCCUUCAGAAACCUGCCCAACCUCAGGGUCUUGGACCUGGGCAAGAGUCAGGUGGAUUUCCUGCAUCCCGAUGCUUUCCAGGGGCUGCCCCGCCUGCAGGAACUUAGACUCUUCCACUGUGGUCUGUCCGAUAAGAUAUUAAAAGAUGGUUACUUCAGAAAUUUGGAGUCUUUGUUUCGCCUGGACCUGUCCAAAAAUCAGAUUCGUAGCCUUAACCUUCACCCUUCGUUCUGCGAAUUAAAUUCCCUGAAGUCCAUUGAUCUUUCCCUCAACCAGAUACCUGUCGUGUGUGAACAUGAGCUUCAGCCGCUGCAAGGGAAAACGCUCUCGCUAUUAAACCUCGCCGCCAAUCAGCUGUACAGCAGGGGCUCCGUGGACUGGGGCGCGUGCAUGAACCCAUUCAAAAACAUGGUCUUGGAGACCCUGGAUGUUUCUGGCAAUGGCUGGACUGCAGACAUCAUAGGCAACUUCAGCAGGGCCGUCAGCGGGAGCCAGAUCUCCUCCCUGGUGCUGGCCCACCACAUUAUGGGGUCCGGGUUUGGCUUCCGGAACAUCAGGGACCCCAACCGGGACACGUUUGCAGGCCUGGCCAGGAGCACGCUGCUAUGGCUGGACCUGUCCUAUGGCUUCAUCUUCUCCCUGAACUUCCGAGUCUUUGAGGCCCUCAAGGACUUGAAGCUCCUGCAGCUGGCCCACAACAAGAUCAACAGGAUUGCGGGAGAAGCGUUUUAUGGCCUCGACAGCCUCCAGGUUCUCAACAUGUCCUACAACCUCCUGGGGGAGCUUUAUGAUUCUGAUUUCUCCGGACUCCGUCAGGUAGCCUAUAUUGAUCUCCAAAACAAUCAUAUUGGGAUCAUUCAGAGCCAGACCUUCAGGUUCCUGAAAACGUUACAGACCUUGGAUCUGCGGGACAAUGCUCUUAAAACAAUCUCUUUCCUGCCAAGCCUAGACACCAUCUUCUUGGGUAGCAACAAGCUGGCGGCCUUGCCGGACAUGGAGCUUAAAGCCAACUUCAUCCACUUGUCCGAAAACAGGCUGGAGGAUCUGGACGAUCUCUACUUCCUCCUCCAGGUCCCCGACCUCCAGGUCCUCAUUCUGAAUCAAAACCGCUUUUCCUCUUGCAGCCGUGCUCGCAGCCCGGCAGGGAGCCUCAGCCUGGAAACGCUUUUCCUCGGAGGAAACAUGUUGCAGCUUGCCUGGGAAACCGGCUUCUGCUGGGAUGUCUUCAAGGGGCUUUCACGGCUCCGGGUCCUGUAUCUGAACAAUAACUACCUGACCUUCCUCCCUCCCGGGGCCCUUGGCGAUCUGAGCGCGCUGAGGGGUCUCGACCUCAGCUCCAACAGGCUGAUGGCGCUUGCUCCUGGUGACCUGCCUGCCAACCUGGAGGUGCUGGAUGUGUCCAGAAACCAGCUCCUCUCCCUGGACCCUGACCUGCUGGCGUCCCUCACUGCUGUGGACAUAACACACAACAAGUUCAUCUGUGAGUGUGACCUCCGUUCUCUCGUUGUUUGGCUCAACCAGACCAAUGUCACCGUGCUUGGGUCUGGUGCAGACAUCUCCUGCAUGUACCCCAACACACUCGCAGGGACCCCCCUCUCCUCUGUCUCCAUGGAGGACUGUGAUGAAGAGGAGGUCUUGAAGACCCUACGGUUGUCUCUUUUUGUCUCCUCCACGGUGACUCUGACUCUGUUCCUCGUGACAGUCUUCGUGUCUACCAAGCUCCGGGGCCUUUGUUUUGUCUGCUACAGGGCGGCCUGCGGACUGCUGCCCACGGUCCAGGCCGAGCGCCACGAGUCCGAGCCGUACAGAUACGAUGCAUACUUCUGCUUCAGCGGCAGAGACUUUGAGUGGGUGCAGCGGGCACUGCUCAGACACCUGGAUGCUCAGUAUAGCGCCGAGAACAGAUUCAACCUGUGCUUUGAAGAAAGAGACUUUGUCCCGGGGCGGGAGCACAUCGCCAACAUCCAGGACGCCGUGUGGGGCAGCAGGAAGGUGGUCUGCCUCGUGAGCAGACACUUCCUCCGGGACGGGUGGUGCCUGGAAGCCUUUGCCUAUGCCCAGAGCAGGUGUGUGUCUGAUGUGGAUGGCGCCCUCAUCCUGGUGAUCGUCGGGUCCCUGUCCCAGUACCAGCUGAUGAAGCACCGGGGCAUUGCAGGGUUUGUGCGGAAACGGCACUACCUGAGGUGGCCCGAGGACCUCCAGGACGUGGGCUGGUUCCUUCACACACUCUCCCAGCACAUUCUGAAGAGAGAGAAGGACACCGUCAGGGAUGGCAGCAUCCAGCUGCAGGCUGUGGUGACCGUCUCCUAGCCAAGGAGCAUUUCCCCCUAAUCUCACGCCACGGAUAACUCUUACUGUUUGGGGGUCCUAUUUUGGAGGUUUUUUU